CGGCAGAAGCGGAACACGAGCGGUGUUUUGGCGUGGGGUUUUGGGGUGUUUGGUGCUCGGUGUGGUAGCUAGCUGUUUAAAUACAUCCGUGGGUAGCUGUCAUGGCUGCCCACAGUAACAACUUUAUCCGCGUGCGCUUAUACUUUGACUACCCGCCGCCGGCUGUCGUUGAUUGUCGCAUGUGCUGGCUGCUCGUGGACUUGAACACAUGUCGCGUGGUGGCGGAUGUGGAGAGCAUCAUCAGAGAGAAGUUUGAGUUCAGUCGCAGAAGCAUCCUCAACCUCUUUAUAGAAGACUGCUACCUGCCGCACACAGAGAGCGUCUACGUGGUGCGGGACAACGACAGCGUCAGGGUGAAGGUGGACUGUCUGGCUGAGGUGAAUGGGCACAGCAGCUGUCCAGAUACAGCAAGUGAAAACUGCAGAAAGAGACCCAGACCCACAGAGGAGGAUGGGCCAGGAGAAAAUGGACUGAGCGUUGAAUGUAAGAAAAAAAGAAGUAAAAAAAGGAGCAAGGAGAGCCUGGAGAGGGAUACCAAGCAGGCGUCAGGUGAUGAGAGGAAUAAGAAGUCACCAGAAAAACACACAAAGAAGAAGAAGAAGAAAAGAAAGAAGGCAGAGGAAAAGGACCCGACCGUCACCCCCAAACCAGUUGCUUCUACCAAAACAAAAACAGCGAGUGUAGAGCAGCCAGUUAAAAGCACCAAGAAGCCCCCCGUGGUCCAAGCAAAAACACAGAAUGUCUCCUCUUCAGAUUCCAGUAGCAGCAGUAGUGACGAGGACGACGCUCCUAAAAAGCCAGCUGCCCAAAAACCAGCACCCAAAACCGCCUCCUCCACCCCUGCUGUCGCCAAGGCGCCUCCAACCACCAAACCCACCCAGACAAAAUCCCACCCACCUUCGUCAUCCUCCUUAGAAACCGACUCCUCUUCUGACGAGGCCAGCGCUGUAAAAAGCCUGCCGAAAAACAACCGUUUAACCUCCACAACCCCUAAAGGAAGACUGAGCGAUAGCUCAACAUCUCAGCAGGCUCUUCCUGCCCCGCAGUCCGUCAACGGUGCACAGAAACAGGCUGCGAGCGCAGCGGCGGCCCCUAAGGAUAAAACGGAGGCGUCUAGUAGUUCCGACAGCGAAGAGGAGAUCAAGCUGGUUAUCCGACGGCCAGCGCAGCGGCCGGGCCACAGUUUGGGCAGUCAGCCGUCUUGGAGAGGCCGCGGCCGAGGACAAACCAGGCACGGCGGUCCUGAAGAGAACGGAAGGGGUGAAGGCAGAGGAGUCGCCAGGGGGCACAGCGGCAGCUUUGAGUUCCGCUAUAACGGAGCCACGGAGCCGUCCUGUCACACUGAUUCCCUGACCAACAUGUCAGUGGUCCUCCAGAACGCAGCGGAAGCUGCUCCCAAACGGGACUACAGCUCCAUGCCCCUGCUAGCCGCCCCUCCACAGGUGGGGCAGAAGAUUGCCUUCAAGUUACUGGAGCUAACGGAGAACUAUACACCACAGGUAUCAGAGUAUAAGGAGGGAAGGAUUGUAAGCUUUGACCUCACCACCAAACAGAUUGAGCUGGAACUGCUUAAUGCCUCUCAAGCUCCUGUAGAGCCUGGCAAGUUUGACCUGGUCUAUCAGAACGCAGAUGGCUCGGAGAGCGUGGAGUAUGCAGUGUCCAGAGGCUCUCGGGUGACAGAACGGUGGGACUCCCUGCUGGAACCAAGGCUGAUCAUUUAAAUGGGACUAAACACUGACUUUGUACACCUUUUCUCUGAUUAACUUUAUUUCAGAAUCCUUCAUCUUGUACAUCGGUGCCUAAGUUAAACUGGAGAGAGUCACCUCUGUACUUUGCAUAAUGACAGCUAAGGGAUGUGAUUGAGGUUGAUUAUACAUUCUUCUCUGUACAUCUAAACAUGUCAUCACUUUGCACAGAAGAGCCACUGCAGGUGUAAGUAUUGACUACAAUUGUUGCAUUGAAUUAGGUUUAGACAUGAAAUGCAAUAGUUUUUAAAUAUGUAGGUGGAAUGAGGCCUGGGACAUAAUGGUUUUAUGUGUUGUACAGUGAUGUGACUGUGGAUAUCGGUCUUGUAUAAACCUUUUUCUAAUAAAAACUCUUAGGGAAGA
Molecule: messenger RNA, 2108 nt
Organism: Sander lucioperca (pikeperch)
Lineage: Eukaryota; Metazoa; Chordata; Actinopteri; Perciformes; Percidae
Gene: coil
Product: coilin p80
Exons: 7
Coding region: 102-1721 (539 amino acids)
Biological process (GO): spliceosomal snRNP assembly
Cellular component (GO): Cajal body
Molecular function (GO): U1 snRNA binding; U2 snRNA binding
Source: RefSeq, a predicted model, not a curated record